Molecule: messenger RNA, 3433 nt
Organism: Periophthalmus magnuspinnatus
Lineage: Eukaryota; Metazoa; Chordata; Actinopteri; Gobiiformes; Gobiidae
Product: prostaglandin reductase 3-like
Exons: 2
Coding region: 280-1503 (407 amino acids)
Cellular component (GO): mitochondrion
Molecular function (GO): oxidoreductase activity; zinc ion binding
Source: RefSeq, a predicted model, not a curated record
GGGAGGGACUCAGCCAGAUAACUCUUGAGUGUGCCUCUUACAGAGCUACAGGCUACACGUCGAUAGCCCCGUUAAAUGCUAAAUACUGCGUGCUUUGCCUAGUUCUUGUGUUUUAUGGUAGAUCUAAAGGGGCUUUUCUUUCACUGAGGUCCGUGAGCGAGCGGUUUGGCCUGGUCCCGCCUGCGCACGCGGAGUAAAAAGCCCUACAGCGCAGGCUAAUGGCAUGACGGGCUUAUUACUACUAGCUGCUGUAAAGUCAAGUUGGCCGUGAACUUUGCCAUGUCCACGUCUUCAUUGCUUUCUCUAAGAAGCGGCACGGCUGUGCUUCGCUUAUUCGGAGCGAGACGAGGAGGAAAAGGGGCACUUUCGUGCGGACUUUCUGUGCCUGCUCGGCACUACAUCAUAGACAUGUCCUACUCCGCGCACUUCAUGGAUUACCGAGGGACCUCUAUACCCGGCUCUAUGAAAAAGCUAGUAGUUACCAAGCUUAGUCCACAUUUCCGAGAGGCUGUUUCCGUACAAACCGUGGCCGUGCCGACACCAGGAAACGAGGAGCUGCUCGUUAGAAAUCGUUUUGUGGGAAUCAACGCCUCUGACAUAAAUUACUCUGCUGGACGCUAUGACCCCACAGUGAAACCUCCUUUUGAUGCUGGUUUUGAAGGAAUCGGCGAGGUCGUUGGCCUUGGCCUCAGAGCCAGCUCAGAGUACACCAUCGGGGACACUGUGGCCUACUUCCGCAACGGGGCAUUUGCCGAGUACACAGUAGUGCCAGCCAAGGAGAGUGUACGCAUCCCCUUAGUCAAACCUGAGUUCCUCACUUUGCUGGUCAGUGGAGCUACUGCUUAUAUUGCACUGAAACGUCUGGGAGAUCUGACCAAAGGUGAGACUGUGUUGGUCACAGCAGCUGCAGGAGGAACUGGACAGUUUGCAGUGCAGUUUGCCAAGCAGGCCGGGUGCCAUGUUAUCGGGACUUGUUCCUCUAAUGAGAAAGCUGGCUUCCUCAAAUCCAUUGGUUGUGACAGACCAAUCAACUACAAAGUGGAAAACCUGAGCGAGACGCUGAGGAAAGAGUACCCAAAAGGCAUAGAUGUGGUGUAUGAAUCUGUCGGUGGCAGUACAUUAGAGCUGGCGGUGAAUUGUUUGGCUAAAAAGGGGAGACUCAUAGUUAUUGGCUUCAUCUCAGGGUACCAGUCUGCUUCAGGGAUCCCAGCCUUUAAAGGAGCCACGCUGCCGGUCAAGCUGCUGCAGAAGUCGGCUAGCAUGCGUGGUUUCUUCCUGCCUCAUUUCUUAAGCGACUAUGGAGAGGCGCUGGCUAAAAUGAUGCAGCUGAUGGCCAAAGGGAAGCUGGUGUGUGAGGUGGACUGUGGGGAUUUGGUAGAGGAGGGGAGGUUCUCAGGUCUGGAGUCAGUGUUUCGAGCUGUGGACUACAUGUAUGCUGGGAAAAACCUGGGCAAGGUGGUGGUGGAGGUAGCACCUGCCGCGCAGAGCACUAGUAAACUGUGAUUUAUUACACUGCUGCACAAAUCAUACAUGAAGGAAAUUGAUUGAGAAACUGACAUAUUACUAUAGAAAUUAUAGCCUAACAUUUCAACAACUCGCCUUAAAUGUAACAGUUAAAGACCAGUUACAAGUCAAUUCAUUAGUUCAAUUGUAGGAAUUAAAUCCAUAAAAUAAAAUAAGCUCUAAACAUAAAUGUUUUAUACAUUUAUACAAUUUGUUUGAUUAUAAUCAUGUGUUAAUUCAGUACACAAACUUUUAGUCUUGAAAUGUUGAUUCAUUGCAAUUUGCAUAUUCAUGUUUUAUGAAUAUACUGUGAGUUACUCUGAAGUGCUGCAAUCCUGGGUCACCCUUUGGAACUAGAAUUUAUUUUUGUAGGUGAUUAAUACAAUAUACUUUUACAUAAAUAAACACUACAAAUAAUUUCAUAUUCUUUGCUUUCCAUAUUUUGUUCAGUAAGUCUUAAUAUCCCCUUUCACUGUGGUUGUAACCUACUCAGAGCCCUAUAAAUAUUCAGAUUACUGUCAGAAGCAGUAGCCACUGUAAUUUCUGCUAAAAUAUUUCUGGCCCACCUACACAUCUAAAAGUAUUUGAGACCCGCUGCCACUACAUGCUUGCUUUUAGCACUCUCCAGCACUUUAUCUCCCAUAAAUAUUUGAUGAUAUACUUCAUUGUUUUUCUAAUAGGGGCUUACAUUGGUAUGUGCUUGUCAAAAGUGAAUUCAGUGGCUGCAGGUGUGCUUGGUAUUUCAUUGCCUGUUUGUGGCUGACAGAAACGGCAUUCACACAAUCAAUCUUUUUAUCCGUAUGCCCCGGAGCCGCACAUAAUAUAAAAAAAUUAAGUUCGGCUAAAGAGAAGUUGGACUGGAAAAUGCCAUUACUUCUCUCCACACCACAAGUACAGAAAAAACACUUAUAGUGAAUGUAGUACGGAAUGGCCUCUGACAUCUUGCAUUUUCAUUAUUUGUAUGAGAUCUGGCUUCAAAAGCCUGCAAUGAAAUAUCCCUUAGGAAUUUAUAUUUCUGCUUAACAUAUAUUUGUUUUAUUUGAUGAUACACUAUUAACCAACACUUUUUUUUAAUGACAAUUCUUUUAGAAAAUAUAUGUAGACUAAAAUUAUAAAUUUCCAUAUAUUGUGACCUUUUGAAUGGCAUUUACAGACAUCUUUUAAAAAUAGCAAACUUUCAGAAAUUAUUUGAAUUUUACGUUCCCAAAAAAUCGGGAAUUGUGUGGACAUGUUAUUUGUACAUAUUUAAUUCAAUUCCAACAGUAACACUUGCUAACACUGAAGGCUGUACUGUAAGCUUAGUGUGUGUUGUCUAAGAGAAACACCUGUUCAUACCUGGCAGGGAGGGCUGUAUGCUCCAUGCACUGUGAACAUGUUAUUUCCUCAUCCAGGUGGCCACUCAAAAUAUAACCCAGUGUGAAAUGCAUUACAGGUGUGACCCCAGCAUGCAAAGCUGCUCCCUUCUCCAGACGGUGCAGGAAAUCAGGAACACACCAGGUUAGGACUGCGUUAUAUCCACAACAAAUAGGUACCACACUCAGUUCAUGUAAUGCACUGGUCAUUGGGGUAAUACACACUGUUCUGCUGAUUUUGUGUAAUGUUUAUCAUAGCAUAAAUAUUCUUAGCAGCAAAUCACUCGUGGCCGACUAUUUAAAAUAUAUGUUCAUCAAUUAAAUUUAUAAUCACAACAGAUUAUGUGUAAUUGGAUUAAUUCAGCAAACAGGAAAGUUACUUAAAAUAUUUUUUUGUAGAGUAAAAUGUAUUGUGUUGAAUAUUAAAUCACUACUAAUUAUAAUACCAACCUGACACAAAAUCCAACACACUGAUAUCAAAACAUGUUUCCUCAUUCAUAUAGUGGACCCAAGGAAAAGUUUGUUUCAGCAACGUAAAAUAAAUCUGUCCCUUAAAAAAGGAAAUAAAAUUUUUUUGG